Messenger RNA from Saccoglossus kowalevskii, 1221 nucleotides. RefSeq lists its product as uncharacterized. Gene Ontology annotation, cellular component: plasma membrane. Gene Ontology annotation, biological process: G protein-coupled receptor signaling pathway. NCBI's taxonomy places the organism in Eukaryota, Metazoa, Hemichordata, Enteropneusta, Harrimaniidae. Gene Ontology annotation, molecular function: G protein-coupled receptor activity. The record is from RefSeq and is a predicted model, not a curated record.
AUGGACUACAGUAGUUAUGAAGGAUACGUUGAUAAGUUCACCGAACCGAGGGUUAUUAACGGUCUUAUAGUCGCGUAUACAUUAGUGUUUGUGCCGUGUAUCUUGGGUAACGUAUUGGUAAUAUACGUAGUCUCCGCCAACCGAUCUAUGAGAACAGUAACCAACUUCUUUCUUGCCAAUUUGGCCGUCUCUGAUCUAUGUGUGGGAAUAUUUUGCAUACUGCCAAGCAUGUUCUAUUACAUAAGUCCUAGCUGGUUUUUAGGCGACAUUAUGUGCAAGCUAAUGUUUUUCAUGAGAGGGGUCACUCCGUCCGUCUCUAUUGUGCUAUUGACUGUAAUAUCGGUUGAACGGUUUAUUGCUAUUACCUUACCAAUGCAUAGCAGAAGGAUACUAACUCUAACUAGAAUGCGAGUUGUAAUCGUCUUUGUUUGGAUACUCGGACUCGGAUAUAACGCCCCUCUCUUAUUUAUAUAUAGUGCAUCCCCUCUGCCAAUGUUUGGCAACAAUACUUUAUGCGUAGUGGAUAUGUACAGCAGACCAAGCCUGUUAAUGUUCACAUCGGUCGGUGCAAACCUUAAUACGGUACUGUGGUACCUUCUACCGCUAACGAUUAUGCUAAUACUGUACUCGAUAAUAGCCAGACGCCUAUGGAUAAGCAGCGGACGUGGGCAUAUGUCUUUGAGUGAGCCGUCGAAAAAAGUGAAAAAGAAAGACAAAAACUACAAGCCAUCUAAUCUACACGAAAAAGGGUGCCUUAUUAAUUAUACACGCGGAACUAAAAGAAAAAAUGGCAUAUAUGCUUCGCCUGUUGUUCAGCAUUUACAGGCAUCCAGGGACCAGAGCGAUAUAUCCGACAUAUCAUCUGCUUCUUCAGAAGGAAGCAUUAGGGUAGAGCCUCGUAGGCUGAGAAAAACAAACUUUGUAUUAUUCAAACAAGUAGAUAGGUGUCGAGAGAAGGAAAGUGAAGCGCAGUGUUCAGCAAAUUUCAAAGAUAGCAAAGAUGAAAUCAACAAAAUCAGUGAUAGUAUGAAUAGUUCCCGGGAAAGAUAUUCCAACCUUCAAUGAAACUAAAAGGGAUUCAAACCUGUAUGCCGACAUGUGUGAAACAACAACGUUAUCGGAUCCUAUUCAUUGUAAGCAAAGUUUAUUACAGACAAGAAACAUAUUUCUUAUGCCUGCCAAAUCGGAAAACAAUUUGUCUGACGAUGACAGUUAUAUAAA